AGAAGAAGAAGGGAACACAUGGAUACUUUUAAUUCAAAAUUUUUUAUACAUUCUUUUACUCAUGCAGGUGGAUUCAUAUGCUUAUCUACCUCCUAAUUUUGAACAUUCUCUGAAGUGUGAUGAAUCCGCUACUCUUGCAGUAUUUGAACGAAGAUAUGCCUUUUUGGACAAUCAUAUUACUGGGCAUAUAGUUGGUUCGACAGAUAAGCAGCCACUUCUUGAAACUCCCGGUGAGGUGUUUGAACUUAGGAAGCUUCUUCCAGCAUCAGUUCCUUAUGACUUUAAUAUCCAUAUUAUGGAUUUUCAGCCUGGAGAAUUCCUUAAUGUGAAGGAGGUCCAUUAUAACCAACAUGGUUUGUUGCUUUUAGAAGGACAAGGCAUUUAUCGGUUGGGUGAUAGCUGGUAUCCAGUCCAAGCAGGCGAUGCAAUUUGGAUGGCACCAUUUGUGCCGCAAUGGUACGCUGCACUUGGCAAAACUCGGUCACGUUAUUUGCUGUAUAAAGAUGUAAAUAGGAAUCCACUGUAGUCACAUACAGCAUGAUGUAUGAGCCGGUGGACUUUGACGAGAUGGUCUGAAUAACAAUUGAUCCACUUACAGUGAAUUAGAGUACGAAUUUCGUCGCCUGUAAACAUUAAAUUAAAUGGAUUGCAUUUAUCCUUAUGUAUUUAUGCACACAAAUUUGAUAACCCAACUUCUGGAACAUAUUUGCUUGUGAAAUGGCCGGUUUUGUCUAACCUUGUCUGCCAAAAUUGAAUUCACUUGUGAGACUGCUACAGUUUGUGAAUGUACAGUAAACAAUUAGUGAAAACUAUGCUUCUGUUGAUUGGAAGUUGGUUGGCUAA
Molecule: messenger RNA, 843 nt
Organism: Theobroma umbraticum
Lineage: Eukaryota; Viridiplantae; Streptophyta; Magnoliopsida; Malvales; Malvaceae
Gene: UGLYAH
Product: ureidoglycine aminohydrolase
Molecular function (GO): ureidoglycine aminohydrolase activity
Source: RefSeq, a predicted model, not a curated record